Molecule: messenger RNA, 1527 nt
Organism: Ilyonectria robusta
Lineage: Eukaryota; Fungi; Ascomycota; Sordariomycetes; Hypocreales; Nectriaceae
Product: serine hydroxymethyltransferase-domain-containing protein
Exons: 4
Coding region: 1-1527 (508 amino acids)
Biological process (GO): folic acid metabolic process; tetrahydrofolate interconversion; L-serine catabolic process
Cellular component (GO): cytoplasm
Molecular function (GO): pyridoxal phosphate binding; serine binding; zinc ion binding
Source: RefSeq, a predicted model, not a curated record
AUGUUGACCUCACGAGCUCUCCGCCAAACCGGCCAGUCCCUCCGGGGCAAGGCGUCCCUCGCCAGCCAGGUCCAAGUGAGGUCGCUUGGCUCAUACGCCGCCCAUGCGAAGCUCCUGGGUGCUUCUCUCCAAGAGGGCGACCCCGAAAUCCAUGCCAUUCUGAAGCGUGAAGAGAACCGGCAGAACCACUUCAUCAACCUCAUUCCCUCCGAAAACUUCACUUCCCGCUCCGUCCUUGAUGCCCUCGGCAGUGUCAUGCAGAACAAGUAUUCUGAAGGCUACCCCGGCGCUCGCUACUACGGCGGAAACGAGCACAUUGACGAAGCUGAGCGGCUCUGCCAGAAGCGAGCUCUCGAGGCAUUCCGUCUCGACCCCGAGCAGUGGGGUGUUAACGUUCAGACUCUUUCCGGCUCACCAGCCAACCUCUGCGCCUACUCGGCGCUCCUCAACACUCAUGACCGCAUCAUGGGUCUUGACCUCCCCCACGGCGGCCAUCUCUCCCACGGCUACCAGCUCCCCCACAAGAAGAUCUCCAUGAUCUCCAAGUACUUCGAGACGCUUCCCUACCGACUCUCCGAGGAGACUGGAUUGAUCGACUACGACAAGCUCCGCGAGAACGCCCUCCUCUACCGCCCCAAGAUCAUCAUCGCCGGAACCUCUGCAUACUCCCGCCUCAUCGACUAUGAGCGCAUGCGCGCCAUCGCAACCGAGACCGGCGCAUACUUGCUGGCCGACAUGGCGCACAUCUCCGGCCUCGUCGCCGCCGGCACCAUCCCCUCGCCGUUCGAGUACGCCGACGUGGUCACCACCACCACCCACAAGUCGCUCCGCGGCCCGCGAGGCGCCAUGAUCUUCUUCCGCAAGGGCGUCCGAAGCACCGACAAGAAGGGCAAGGAGAUCAUGUACGACCUCGAGGGCCCCAUCAACGCGUCCGUGUUCCCCGGCCACCAAGGCGGCCCCCACAACCACACCAUCACCGCCCUCGCCGUGGCUCUGCGCCAGGCCCAGUCCAGCGAGUUCAAGGAGUACCAGCAGGCGGUCCUGGCCAACGCGCAAGCCUUCGCAAGCCGCCUGGGAGACGGACUCGGCUACAGCUUGGUGUCUGGCGGCACAGACAACCACCUGGUUCUCGUCGACCUCAAGCCCAAGGGAAUCGACGGCGCGCGAGUCGAGCGGGUGCUCGAGCUCUGCGGCGUGGCAAGCAACAAGAACACGGUGCCGGGAGACCGCUCGGCGCUGAAGCCGGGCGGUCUUCGACUCGGAACACCUGCCAUGACGACCAGGGGCUUCUCGGCCGAGGACUUCAAGCGGGUGGCCGACAUUGUCCACCGGGGAGUGCAGAUCACCACCUCGGUCGACAAGCUGGCCAAGGAGGCAGCGCAGGCAAAGGGCGUUAAGAACCCCGGCACCGUCAAGGCCUUCCUGGAGCACCUUGGAGAUGGAGCUGCGGUCCCGGAGAUUGGUGCUCUCCGGAAGGAGGUGGAGGAGUGGGUUGGCGAGUUUCCCCAGCCGUGGCUCGAGUCUUGA